AUGGUGAAGAUGCUAAAUGGGUUUAGCCAGGUGAGCUGGAAGUGGAAUUAUUGGCUGGGGCGGAUUUUAUUAUUGAAAAACAGAGGUCGCAUUGAGUUCGCCCACAUCUUUAGGGAAGGGAACGCCCCGGCGGAUGCUCUGGCCCGCCAGGGUAGCGUGAGUCAGUCCUCGGUCUCGUAUGUCCGCUCCUACGAUCUCCCGUCCAGGAUUCGAGGUCUCUUCUUCCUAGACAAGGUCUCCCAAGCCACCAUUCCUCUCAGUCAGAGGCUUUUCGGGCAAAAGGUCUCUCAGCGAGUCCAAGCAAGUCUCCCAAAACCCUCAUAUCUCUCAAUUUCUGCUCAGAAAUCGCCAUUUCUUUCUUCAGUUCCAACCAUUUCGUCGAUUGAUGGCAAAAGGAGCUUCGAAAUUCUCGUUUCUCAGACGUGCAGGUCGACUGAAGCAGAGGAGCAGUUAAAAGAGAGGGAGGAUUGCAAUGGAGAUUAUAAGCAGUGCAAUGUUGGGGUUAAUGUGUACAUCAAUCACGAGAAGAAGUUUGCUUUUGUGGAUAUGAGAACUGUUGAAGAACUGAGCAAUGCAAUGGCAUUAGACGGGAUAACGUUUGAGGUUUACCAUCAUCUUGGAAAUGGAACAGUUGGACCUUAUGACCCCUAUGCACAAACCCUUUGUACUGAAUGCCAAAGCUCUAAGGAUGAGAAUCUUCUAUUGCUUUAUGACCUCUGUGAUUCUGUUGCUCAUACUUACUGUGUUGGUCUGGGGGUAACUGUACCUGAGGGUGAUUGGUACUGUCAUGAUUCUGCUGCUCAUACGUACACACUGAAUGCAGGCCACUUGAUGAUUUGUUCCCGCCUGACUUCUUGGACAGGUUAUCUACACAGUGUAGUGUACCAGCUACACAGGACUUGAAGAUGAUGUCAAUGUGUAUGAAAAAUGCUAGGCCAUAUAAAUCUAUGCUUAGCUAAGCCUACUCUGACUCAUGCUAGAACAUUCAAUCCACUGUCUGCUUUGACAAACAAACGGGAUUCAUAAUCAAGCUGCCACGAAUAGUAAAAGCUUGUCUUCCUGUGGAAAAAGAAGAAGGAAA
Messenger RNA from Magnolia sinica, 1081 nucleotides. RefSeq lists its product as uncharacterized. The transcript is spliced from 7 exons. Gene Ontology annotation, molecular function: nucleic acid binding. Bases 1 to 903 code for a protein of 300 amino acids. Lineage: Eukaryota; Viridiplantae; Streptophyta; Magnoliopsida; Magnoliales; Magnoliaceae. The record is from RefSeq and is a predicted model, not a curated record.